Molecule: messenger RNA, 2903 nt
Organism: Leucoraja erinaceus (little skate)
Lineage: Eukaryota; Metazoa; Chordata; Chondrichthyes; Rajiformes; Rajidae
Gene: mns1
Product: meiosis-specific nuclear structural 1
Exons: 10
Biological process (GO): cilium organization
Cellular component (GO): motile cilium
Source: RefSeq, a predicted model, not a curated record
UUGCUGAGCAGCAACGGAAUCCGCCUUCAAAAUGCCGCCCGCAGCCAAUCACGGGCCUUGUUACUGGGCGGUGAGCGGGGCACCGGGUGUUUCCAGGGUAACCGCCGCUGCUCUGGAAUUGUCUUGGCAUCGCCGUCGAAGUUAGUGAUCGAUAAACUAUUGCCCACGGUAUCACUGUCCAAGAUGGCUUCAAUUUGCCCAAGAAAAGAAGCAGCCCUUCAGCAGGCUAGGAAUAUAGAGUCCCAAAAUCAUAGGGAUGAAAUUUAUAAAGAAUUUCUUGAAAAAUUGAGUAAAGAAAAGUCUAUAUUGGCAAAAGUAAGGGCUGAUGAAAUGGCAUCACGAAAGCAAUUCCAAAGAAUUUUACAGGAGAUCGAACAGGAAAAAAUGAUGGAAGAAACAAUUAUGAAGGCAGAAAAGAGAAAAAUACUGAAGGCCAAGCAGUUGGAACAGGAGGAAAGGAUAGCCAAGGAGCUUGAAAGACUAAAGUAUGAGAAACUAAAAGAUGAAAAAAUGAGACAGCAAGUCCGAGAAAACAGUAUUGAGCUUCGUGAACUAGAAGCCAAGUUAAAGGCUGCUUACGUGAACAGAGAAAGAGCUGCGCAGAUAGCUGAAAAAGAAGCAGAUCGUUUUGAGAAGAUAAAACGUGAGGCUGAGCUUGCUAAAUUAAUGAAGAAGGAAAAUGAAAGAGCCAUAGUAGAGCGGGCCAAGGAAGAACAGAAACGCGUUGAACAAUCCGUGAGAUAUCAGAAGGAUCUUGGAAAACAAGUUGAUGAAAAUGAACAAAGGAGACAGGAAGAAUAUGAUGAAUUCCUAAAAGAUAAACUAAGGAUUGAUGAAAUUGUAAGGAAAAUCUAUGAUGAAGAUCAUAGGGAAAGGGAGCUGAAGAUGCAGAAGAUGAGGGAAACUCAGAGGUAUGUUGAGGAGUUCCAGAAGCAGCGAGCUGAAUGGAAACAAAUGGAACGGGAAAAAAUGGAAGCCGAGAACAGAAAGAUUUUGGAGUUUGCCAAUGCACAAAAGAGCAGAGAGGAUGAACGGAUGGCAAGAGUUCGAGAACAAGAUGAUCAUAAAGAAAUGCUGUACCAAAAGCUUGCUGCAGAAAUUGAAAAACAACAGCACGAACGUGAAGAUAUGGAAAAUGUCCGUCAAGAAUUGUACCUUGAAAAAGUGGAAGAAGCUCAUAGACAGCAACAAAUUGCAGAGAUGGAAAAGCAAAUUCGUCAACGGCUUGAAUUACAAAAGACAUACCAAGAGCAAUUGGCUUUCAAACAGAAGCGCCUACAGGCAGAGAAGGAGGAAGAAGAUGAGCUACGGAGAAAGAUGUUGGCCAAACUUGCCGAGGAUGACCGUAUUGAGCAGAUGAAUGCACAGAAACGGCGUAUGAAACAGCUUGAACAUAAGAGGGCUGUGGAGGAAAUCCUUGCAGAUCGACGCGAACAAUUUGAAAAUAACAGAAAACGAGAACUUGAAGCACGCCAGCAAGAAGAGAAGAGGGAGGCAGCUCUUCAGGCUGUAAUUGAGGAAGAAAGGCAGAAACUUCUCAAACUGCAUGCCAGUAAGCUGCUUGGUUACCUUCCAAAGGGGAUAUUUAAAGAUGAACAUGACCUUGAUCUGUUUGAUAAUGCCUUCAAAGAGACUUUCAAGAAAGGAAAUGCCAAUCUGUCUUCAGAUGAAGGGUGGAAUUGUCAGACCUGAUCCCAUUGUCGUAUUACAUUUCGUACAACCACAACCUACGUAGCCAUCUCAAACAGCUCAGUUGCACUUGGAUAUAAAAUUAUAUUGAUUCCUAUUUAAUCGCAGUUGAAAUGUAUCUGAUAUGAAUAUUGAAAGCAUAUAUCAUAAAUAUUAUGAAUAAAGUUUAAUUACAAUAAAAAUGUUUUAAAAGAAGUGGAAUAUAGCAUAAUAAAUAUUGGUUUUGAAGUUGAUGGGGAAUUACUGGAAUCCAAGGAAGUUUGAAAAAAAAUUCAUACGUGCAAUAUAUUGUCUUAUGGUCAACUAUCAGCUUAACUGAAAGCAUAGAGUGGAGGAAAAAUAUGCACACAUUCUGGACCAGUGGAGUAACAGAAGUUCGCACUAGAGGUAGCUUAAUCAUUGACUUCUCUUUGAAUGAUCUAAAUCCUCUCACAUACUUUGAGUUUUGAGAUCAGCAUAACUAAUUCCAUGUGUCUGCCUAGUCCAAAACAUGUUAAAAUUACAUAAAGCAGUGCCUUGUAUCUUCACACAGUGCUACAAUUGUUACAAGAAUUGAUUUAAUCUGUGAGAGGAAGAGAUUUAUUAAAUUCAGAUUGAGUCAUGGCAUAUUGCAGCUGCUUGCAUUGAAAAAUUGAUAUGAACUGCACAACGUAGGUGAUCUACAUUUGGAUUAUAUUGCAAGAAAUCAGAACAAAUUGACAUUCAUUCCUAUCAAUACAGGAAUUUGUUAACCACAACAAAAUCAAUCUCAUAACUGUGUAGGUGAUGCUUAUCUGUGAUGUGCUACAGAAUAGAAAAAUCGGUUUACAGUGAUCAAGAAAUGGCCAUACUGAUUUCUGCAUCUUUGGCAUUUCGAGAAAAAUGGAAUAGAUGUUUCCUCUGAUCACUAGGCUAACUAAGUGUCCAACCCAUUAUUAACAGUUGUUUGGUGAAUUUAGUUGUAAAAAGGCUUGCUGGUCACUGCCACCGCAACCCACAAAUGCCAACAAACAAGGUUGUGAUGUGGGAACCCACCCAUGAAAGACGUGACCCGGGACGGACCAUCAAGAUGAUGCUGAAGACGUUACUGAGAGACUCAUGUAGAGACAAAAGAGGGGCUUGCCAGCUGCAUGGAGAACAGAGAUGUGUGGUGCGUCCAUCACCGUUCCCGUCGGAAACCAGAACCACUGCGUCGCUAAUGUUUUCAACGAUUAUAAUGAUGGUGAGUUGUAAAA